AUGGCGGAGACCAAGAUCAUUUACCACAUCGACGAGGAGGAAACGCCGUACCUGGUGAAGCUGCCCGUGCCGCCGGAGAAAGUCACGCUGGCCGAUUUCAAAAAUGUCCUCAGCAACCGGCCCGUGCACAGCUACAAGUUCUUUUUCAAGUCCAUGGACCAGGAUUUCGGGGUGGUGAAGGAAGAGAUCUCAGAUGACAAUGCAAAGCUGCCCUGCUUCAAUGGAAGAGUGGUGUCCUGGCUGGUCCUGGCUGAGAGCUCCCACUCUGACACAGGCUCCCAAUGCACCGAGAGCCACGUGGAGCUGCCCCCAGCCCUGGAGAGGACAGGAGGCAUCGGAGACUCCCGGCCCCCCUCCUUCCACCCCAACGCUGCCAGCAGCAGGGAUGGCCUGGACAACGAGACAGGAACCGAGUCCAUGCUCAGCCACCGGCGCGAGCGGCACCGGCGCAGGAACCGCGAGGGCCACGAGGACGCCCCCAGGAUCAACGGGCACCCCAAGCUGGAGCGGCACCGGGAGCACCCCCCUGGCUACGACAGCUCCUCCACCAUGCUGAGCAGCGAGCUGGAGUCCAGCAGCUUCAUCGACUCUGAGGAUGAUGACAACACCAGCAGGUUGAGCAGCUCCACGGAGCAGAGCACCUCGUCCCGCCUCAUCCGCAAGCACAAGCGCCGGAGGAGGAAACAGAGGAUGAGGCAGAUUGACAGGUCGUCCUCGUUCAGCAGCAUCACUGACUCCACCAUGUCCCUAAACAUCAUCACUGUCACACUCAACAUGGAAAAGUACAACUUCCUGGGGAUCAGCAUUGUAGGGCAGAGCAAUGACCGGGGUGAUGGUGGCAUCUACAUCGGCUCCAUCAUGAAGGGAGGGGCAGUGGCAGCGGACGGGCGCAUCGAGCCAGGGGACAUGCUGCUGCAGGUGAAUGAUGUCAAUUUUGAGAACAUGAGCAAUGACGAUGCCGUUCGGGUUCUGCGGGAAAUCGUCUCCAAACCAGGACCUAUCAGCCUAACAGUAGCCAAAUGCUGGGACCCUACUCCCAGGAGUUAUUUCACCAUCCCCAGGGCUGAGCCGGUGCGGCCAAUCGACCCCGCGGCGUGGAUCUCUCAUACCACAGCCAUGACGGGAGCGUACCCCCGUUACGGUAUGAGCCCCUCCAUGAGCAUCACCACAUCUACCAGCUCCUCACUAACAAGCUCAAUUCCCGAGUCGGAAAAAUUAGAAGAAUCUCCCUUAACUGUGAAGAGUGACAUGGCUACUAUUGUCAAGGUCAUGCAGCUGCCAGACUCAGGCCUUGAAAUUCGGGACAGGAUGUGGUUAAAAAUCACCAUCUCCAAUGCAGUGAUAGGAGCAGACGUGGUGGACUGGCUUUACACACACGUGGAAGGCUUCAAGGACCGCCGGGAGGCGCGGAAAUACGCCAGCUCCAUGCUGAAACACGGCUACCUCAGGCACACUGUGAACAAAAUCACCUUCUCAGAGCAGUGCUACUACGUCUUCGGAGACCUCUGUGGCAAUCUGGCUGCACUGAACCUCAACAACGGUUCCAGCGGCGCCUCUGACCAGGACACCCUCGCUCCUCUCCCACACCCUGCUGCUCCCUGGCCCUUGGGCCAAGGAUAUCCCUACCAGUACUCUCUGCCCCCUCCUUGUUUCCCCCCAGCCUACCAAGAUCCUGGUUUCAGCUAUGGCAGUGGCAGUGCAGGCAGCCAGCAAAGUGAAGGGAGCAAAAGCAGCGGCUCCAACCGGAGCACCAGCGAGACCAGCAGGAGAGCAGCGGGCAGGGAGAAGGAGCGCAGCAAGUCUGGGGGCAGCGGCAGCGAGUCGGAGCCGGGCGCGCGCCGCGAGCGCCCGCUCAGCCAGCUCAGCCAGCGCUCUGCCAGCGACAGGAGCCACCAGAGCCACCACUCUUACGGUCCCCCAGGGCUGCCCCCCUUGUACAGCCUGCCCAAGCUGGGCUCCAAGGGGCUGGGCAGCAGCGGGCCCCCCGGAGCACCCCCGGUGCGCGAGCUGAGCGCCGUGCCGCCCGAGCUCACCGCCAGCCGCCAGUCCUUCCAGAAGGCCAUGGGCAACCCUUGCGAGUUCUUCGUGGACAUCAUGUGA
Molecule: messenger RNA, 2100 nt
Organism: Agelaius phoeniceus (red-winged blackbird)
Lineage: Eukaryota; Metazoa; Chordata; Aves; Passeriformes; Icteridae
Gene: DVL1
Product: dishevelled segment polarity protein 1
Biological process (GO): canonical Wnt signaling pathway; intracellular signal transduction
Cellular component (GO): cytosol
Molecular function (GO): frizzled binding
Source: RefSeq, a predicted model, not a curated record